Herpailurus yagouaroundi (jaguarundi) is the source of this 2157-nucleotide messenger RNA. RefSeq names its product NACHT, LRR and PYD domains-containing protein 8-like. Gene Ontology annotation, biological process: regulation of inflammatory response. The record is from RefSeq and is a predicted model, not a curated record. Gene Ontology annotation, cellular component: cytoplasm. Lineage: Eukaryota; Metazoa; Chordata; Mammalia; Carnivora; Felidae.
UUCAUUUUCUUCUAUUUUCACGUCUCCACAGGUCUGGUCUGUUCUCUCUUCCAAUUGGUUGUCUUUGUCACUGGCACUAAGGUUCUAGGUCUUGAGAGAAAAUAAGUGAUGUGAAUCAGAAUUCUAGCCCUUUUUCCUGCUCUUCCUCCUGCUCCGUCUUCUUCCUCUCCUUGUUAUUUGUUUCCAUCCUUGAUGUCCUCUGCCUCCUCCUCCUCCUCCCCUUUUGAAAAUGGGGUCAUGCUGUACAUGGUCUAUUUAAGCAAGGAGGAACUACAAAGGUUCAAGCAGCUUUUAGUGGAUGAGAACCCCAGACCUGGCUCUGUCCAGAUCACCUGGGACCAGGUGAAGACAGCCAGAUGGGGGGAGGUGGUUCAUCUCUUGAUGGAGUACUUCCCUGGACGACUGGCUUGGGAUGUGACUCGUGACAUCUUUGCCAAGAUGAACCAGACAGAACUGUGUCUUCAGGUACAGAUGGAGCUAAAUGACAUUCUACCCAGACUGGAGACAGCAGACGCAAACCCAAGAGAAAUGCCAGUGAAUAUGGAGGAAAGAGAAUCUGAUAAAAUACAAGAGUACAAACUGCACGUGAUCGAUGAGUGUUCCACAACAUGUAGCAAGACCACUUGGCCUGGGAACCAUGUAGACUUCUUCUACCAAGAAAUAGAGAGACACAAGAGGUUCUUACCAUGUCUGUUUCUUCCCAGAAGACCUCAAGGGAGACAGCCCAUGACUGUGGUCCUACAGGGAGUUGCUGGGGUUGGAAAAACAACCCUAGCUAAAAAGGUGAUGUUGGAGUGGGCACAAAACAAGUUCUACCCCCAUAAGUUCUGGUGUGCUUUCUAUAUCCAUUGCCGGGAAGUGGCCCAGGUAGCCAAGCAGAGCUUCUCGGAGCUGAUUGCCCAUAAGUGGCCAGGGUCAAAAGCUCUCAUGUCCAAGAUUAUGUCCAAACCAGACCAACUUCUGCUCCUCUUUGAUGGCUUUGAGGAGGUAACAUUGACCCUCACAGAUAGACCAACUGACCUGAGUGAGGACUAGAGCCAGAAAUUGCCUGGGUCUAUCCUGCUGACCAGUUUGCUGAGCAAAAGAAUGCUUCCUGAAGCCACUAUACUGAUCACUCUGAGGUUCACGUCUCGGAGAAAACUUAAGCCCUUCCUAAAACAGCCCUCUUUUAUAACCCUUACAGGGUUUGGUAUGGCAGAAAGAGGCAAGUGUUUCAAGACCUAUUUCAGAAACAAGAGGGAAGCUGAUGAAGCCUUGAGUUUUGUCAUGGGAAACAUGAUUCUCUUGUCCACGUGCCAGGUCCCUGUGGUUUGCUGGAUGGUGUGCUCUUGUCUGAGGCAGCAGAUGGAGAGAGGAGCAGAUCUCAGGCAGGUGUAUCCAAACGCCAUGGCUCUAUUCGUCCAGUAUCUGUCUGGCUUAUUUCCCACCAAGGCUGGAGGACUUCCCAGCUACACUCACCAAGAAAAUCUGAGAGGUCUGUGUUACUUGGCUGCAGAGGGUAUGUGGAACAUGAAAUGGGUGUUUGACCCAGAAAUCCUGGCCAAGCUGGAGGAGACCGCCGUUGCCACUUUUCUCCGUGUGAAUAUCUUUCAAAGGGUUGCAGGUGACCAAGACUGUUACACUUUUGCCUUCAUGAGCUUCCAGGAAUUCUUUGCUGCCUUGUGGUAUAUCCUCUCCUCCCCGCAAAGACUCAGAAAUUUCCAGGUGUUGGACAGCGUUUACGUCACGCACCUGAUAGCCUACCCCGGAAGAAAGAAAAACUAUCUCGCUCCGAUGGGGCUUUUCCUGUUCGGCCUUUUAAAUGAAACAUGGGCUUUAGUCGCGGAGAAGUCAUCCCGAGGCAAGCUGACCUUGAGUAAUAGAAAGAAGCUGUUGGAAGUUGUAGCCCUGUCACAUGAAUUUGGCCCCCCAACCCCACACCACGGCGUCCCACAGCUAUUGUACUGUCUGCAUGAAACCCAGGAGGAGGCACUUGUGAGCCAGAUCCUAAAUGAUUGUCAGAAAGCUGCUUUGACCAUCAGCAAGGUCAAAGACAUGCAGGUGUCUGCUUUUUGUCUGAAGCACUGUAGACACCUGUGGUGUCUAGAACUGACCAUCACCCUGACCAUCACCCAAGUGUCCACACCCCACCCAGAAUCCCUCCGUUCCACUGAGUGA